AAACGUUUGUCCCCCUCAACUUUCUUUCCUUCCCCUUUUUCCUAUGUACUUUCCUCGCAAUUACUCCUCCAAAAUUCUCCCAAUUUUUUUCCCCUACUACUUAAACAAUUAUAGCAAUAAUAAUUGAUCUUUUCUCACCGAAUCCGCGUUUUCCCUCACCUUAAUCUUCGCCUCUAAUCUCUCCAUCUGAUCACAUCCUCAUUGCAUUUUUCCUCAUUUAGCCAAAAAUUAAAUUCUUAAUCAUCAGCAUUAUAACUAAUCGUAAGUUUAACCGCCCAAUUUUUUGUCAAUUUAAUUUUUCCCAUUAAUUUUGUCCAUUUCCCGCAAAAUCCGGGUUCUGGCAUAUUCCAAUGAAUUUCUCAUCUUCAUCUCUAGAAAGUAUUUCUCAGAAUUUUAUUGAUUUAGUUUUGUAAAUUUUCUUUUUGCCUUUUCCCCCCUUCCUCUUCCGAUUGUUCUAUGCAUCCAUUUUGUUGCGUUUCUUCUACUAUUCCAGACCCGAUGACUCCGCCACCGGCGCUACCGUCGCCGCCGCCUCCUCGGGCGUCUUCUUCCUCUGAUAAUAAUAAUAAUAAUAAUAAUAAUAAUCAUUAUCCGAUUAAACAGAGCAAGGUAAAUAAUAGUAAUAUUAACGGGGAUAAUAGGAAUAAUAAUGAUCAGACUACGAGUCGAUAUUUUUCUCCGCCGCGGCUGUCGAGGGCGUCGCAACCGCCGUCGAGGAGGGAGAUUGCUCAAUUGACUGCGGCAGCUGCGGCGGCGAGUGGGAGCACGAGCGGAGCAGCGAAGAUAAAUGAUAUUGUAGGACAUGGCAUUUCGGGAAUUUUGUACAAGUGGGUGAAUUACGGGAAAGGAUGGCGGCCGCGGUGGUUUGUUUUGCAAGAUGGCGUGUUGUCGUAUUACAAGAUCCAUGGGCCUGAUAAGAUUGUUGUGAGUCAAGAGAGCGAGAAAGGCGCUAGAUUGAUUGGGGAAGAGUCGUUUAAGAGGAUCUCCAGGCGGAAUGGAUUAUCAUCGUCGGCAUCAUCACAACAGAAGACUCGCAAGCCUGUUGGUGAAGUCCAUCUCAAGGUUUCCUCUAUUCGAGAGAGCAGAUCAGAUGAUAGAAGAUUUUCUAUUUUUACUGGAACAAAGAGGCUGCAUUUGAGAGCUGAAACUAGAGAAGAUCGAAUGGCAUGGAUGGAAGCAUUGCAAGCUGUGAAGGACAUGUUCCCUAGAAUGUCCAACAGUGAAUUAAUGGCUUCUAUCGACAAUGUGGCUGUUUCAACAGAAAAGUUGAGGCAAAGAUUAUUGGAAGCAGGCGCAAGCAAGGAUACUAUUGAGGAAAGUGAACAAAUUAUGAAAGACGAGUUUGCUUCUCUGCAGAAUCAAUUGAUGCUUCUGAAGCAGAAGCACUGGCUCCUCAUUGAUACGCUGCGGCAGUUAGAGACAGAAAAGGUUGAUCUGGAAAACACAGUAGUCGAUGAGAGUCAAAGACAAUUGAAAGGGGCAUUUAGCAGAUCAAGGCAAGACAAAUAUAGUGAGGCCAGUGCCAGUGAAUCUGAAGAUGAUACUGAAAGAGUUGAUGCUGCAGAAGAGGAUACAGAUGAAGAAGAUAACACCUUCUUUGACACAAGGGACUUCUUGUCUUCAAGUUCCUUCAAGAGCAAUGGAUCUGAUUUUCGCACAUCAUCUUUCUCAUCUGGUGAAGAUGAACUUUAUGCUUUUGAAUCUGAUGAUGGUGUCGAUCCUGCUAUUAAAUCCGCUGGUGCUAACUUUCCCUACAUAAAGCGUCGCAAAAAAUUACCUGAUCCUGUUGAAACCGAGAAAAGUGUGAGCUUAUGGUCGAUGAUUAAAGACAACAUUGGGAAGGACCUCACAAGAGUUUGUCUUCCUGUCUACUUCAAUGAACCUCUGUCUUCUUUGCAAAAGUGCUUUGAGGAUUUGGAGUAUUCAUAUCUAAUUGAUCGUGCUUAUGAAUGGGGGAAAAGGGUAUGCAUAGGUAAUAGCCUUAUGAGGAUUUUAAAUGUAGCAGCAUUUGCAGUAUCUGGGUAUGCGUGUACUGAAGGAAGAAGUUGCAAACCAUUUAAUCCACUAUUAGGGGAGACUUAUGAGGCUGAUUAUCCUGACAAAGGGCUCCGGUUUUUCUCAGAGAAGGUCAGUCAUCAUCCUAUGAUUGUAGCUUGUCACUGCGAGGGUACUGGAUGGAAGUUUUAUGGUGAUAGCAAUUUGAAAAGCAAAUUCUGGGGUCGCUCUAUACAACUAGAACCUGUUGGUGUUUUAACUCUGGAAUUUGAUGAUGGAGAAGUAUUUCAAUGGAGUAAGGUAACAACAUCCAUUUACAAUCUUAUUUUGGGAAAACUAUAUUGUGAUCACUAUGGUACCAUGCGAAUUCAAGGAAACCGUGAUUAUUCAUGUAAACUGAAAUUCAAGGAGCAGUCUAUCAUAGACCGCAAUCCUCAUCAGGUACAAGGAAUAGUCCAGGAUAGGAGUGGAAAGACAGUUGCAACCCUCUUUGGGAAGUGGGAUGAGAGCAUGCAUUAUGUGAAUGGAGAGUGUUCUUCUAGAGGAAAAGGAGCUGAAUCUCUGUCAGAAGCACAUUUACUUUGGAAGCGGAGCAAACCUCCUAAGUUCCCAACAAGAUAUAAUUUUACCCGUUUUGCGAUGACAUUGAACGAACUUACCCCGGGACUGAAGGAAAGGCUACCACCGACCGAUUCAAGGUUGAGACCUGAUCAAAGGUGCUUGGAAAAUGGGCUGUAUGAACAGGCGAAUGCAGAAAAGCUGCGACUGGAGCAGCGACAAAGACAGGCCCGUAAAAUGCAAGAGAGGGGUUGGAAACCACGGUGGUUUGCUUAUGACAAAGGAUGUGAUUCUUACCGCUACAUUGGUGGGUAUUGGGAAGCAAGGGAAGAGGCGAAGUGGGAUUCAUGCCGUGAUAUUUUUGGUCACAUUGCGUCUGACCACAUAUUAGACUGAGGAAGCUUCAAAAAUUUUGGAUUCCUUUUUUCUUUCAUUUACGACAGAAAUAUUGGUUUAGGCAGCCGGUGAUUGUUGUCCGGGGCCAGGGACGUCAUUGACAAACCAUUUAGUGUAGAUCAAGUGCUUCCUGAAUAAAAGGUUCUUUCGACUUUUCUCUA
Coffea eugenioides is the source of this 3110-nucleotide messenger RNA. RefSeq names its product oxysterol-binding protein-related protein 1C-like. Gene Ontology annotation, molecular function: sterol binding. The coding region runs from base 457 to 2949 and encodes 830 amino acids. Lineage: Eukaryota; Viridiplantae; Streptophyta; Magnoliopsida; Gentianales; Rubiaceae. Gene Ontology annotation, cellular component: intracellular membrane-bounded organelle; membrane; cytosol. The transcript is spliced from 10 exons. The record is from RefSeq and is a predicted model, not a curated record.